AUGGUUCCUAUUGCCACAUACGGUUAUCGUCUCUGGUUCUUUGAUGGUGCCUGCAACAAAGGCGCCAUCAGCCAGCUCAAAUGGAUGCAGCAAAAAGCUGCUCUAUGGAUUACAGGUGCCUUCCGCACCUCCCCCACAGGUGGUCUUGAGGCCCUAGCAGGUAUCAUCUCUGUCCAUCUCAUGCUGAAGAAGGGCUCGGGCUCUGCCUCACCAGCACCCCCUCCAACAUUGGCAGGCAGCUCAUCAUCCCUGGGCGGUGGCGCCUCGCCAAUCUCACCAGACCCUACCUUGACUAGGGCCACAUACUCAAUGAUCGUCCUGGCUCAAUCCUGCCACAUGUUGCCCCACCGCAGGUCCCGUUCCACCACAGGUUCCAUCCAUUCAUCCAAAUAUGAGUCUGACUCAGGGACAGCUCAACCACACCAGGAGAUGGAGGUGGAGGGCAUUCAGAAAGGCGAGGAGGUCACGAGGGACCCCUCCGUCGACCAACUCUUGGGUCAAUACCCCUUGAAGUUCUGA
Cyclocybe aegerita is the source of this 519-nucleotide messenger RNA. The record is from the annotation of a GenBank genome assembly. NCBI's taxonomy places the organism in Eukaryota, Fungi, Basidiomycota, Agaricomycetes, Agaricales, Hemipholiotaceae.